UACUUGAACUUUGGGUAGAGAACUGCAUUGUUCUUAGAGUAGUGUAAAGCAGAGGAUUUGACAUUUUUUUUGUCAGCUUCACUUGAGCGCUUCUUCGUUUUCGUUUCGUCUCCACGUUCUGUAGAAGUUCUUCUGCAGCAACAGCGUACGUAGAAGUGGGAACAAUGAUUGGGUAAAGCAGAGGGACGGGGUCCACAACUGCAAAAGUGAUGAUGCUCUUAAACUCAUCCACGAUUGUAAUGAGAGGGGGAAAGCAUCUCGGUUUUGUGCAUUAUUCUGCAUCUUCCCAUGACACAUUCCAAUUGAAAGCUGUAGGUGCACGUGGACGGAUCGACAUCAUCAUCAUCAUCAUCAUUAUAAGCAUCAUCACUCGGAUUGACUCUUUCACGUGGGAAUAAAGUGGAAAUAAUGAGAUUUUGGCCGAGCUGGCCGCAGGUUGGGCUCCUCUCUAUUGUGCUUAUGAUGACGAUGUGCUCGCCUCUGGAAAUAAAAGAUGAUAUACCCCGGGGGGAGGAACUCCCAGGACGGCCGAGGCUUGGGAUGGAGGAUGGCACCGAUGGGUUCAAGUCGGUAUCCUCGUCUGGUCCGCCUCCUCCUCCUCCUCCUUCAACGUCAUUAAAUUUCUCGUCGGAAUGCACCAGCCCAAUUGGAUCUCUUGAUGGAACAGUCCAAAUGAUAAACGAGAAUGGCCUCAUAUCAGGAUUUACCACCAUCCAGUGGCAAAUUGGCCUUGGGCAAACAUUGUGCUACCAAUUCAAAUCCCCGGGGAAUUCCGAUCACGGUGGGCUAAUCGAGGUGAGCUUUCGAAGCAUGCGGAGCGUCUACGCCAUCGCCAACAGCUACUUCUUCAAGCUCGCCAAAACCAACCUUGGGUGUUUUUGCGACUGCCCUGGAGGAGCAAAUCACUGCAACACCUUCACUGAUCGAUGCGGGAACAAGCCCAAUUGCCAUAAUGUCUUCAUGACGGAUACCCAAUCCAGUGGUUGCUUCCUCAAGUUCCUCAAAUUGAGCUCAGCCGUGUGUUGCACAGUGGAAGUGGUCCCAGAGGGUGACCAACAAUACCGGGCCCUCGAGUUGUCCGUUCCAAGCAUGUUGGCACAAUUCCAAGUCUCACACCGUGACCAUCUUGGCAACCUUCUGGACCGAAGAACCAUCAGUGUUGAUCUAAAUUCAGGAGUGUCCGUAGAUUGGGCAGUGGGUCUAAUGGUGAGCAGUCCAGGACCCAAGGCUUCAGUGCCCCCCGGUUGGUAUUUUUCAGCGGAAGGCCUUCAACAGGACCUUUUCGGAAAUGUCCCUGUCAAUGGGUUAAAUGAGUGGAACGUGCAAAAAUUGGGCUGGUUCAAGUCUCAACAUCGACGGAUGGAUCUGUUUGAGAGCCGAAGUAGACAUCAACCUCAUUUGGUAUCUCCGAUCAUUGAAGAUUGUGCUUCCAAUACCUUCAAAGCCACGUUCGCCACGGAAUUUGUGAACGAGAACCAAUUAAAAUCAGCCCGAUCCUUGAAGCAGCUUCAUUCAUUCAUUAAGGAGAUCCAAGUUUGGAAUCGCCAUGUGGAAGUGGUUCAUCGAGAAUCCCCGCUCUUGGUACUCACCUUACAACAUCAGAAGGAGGUGGAUGUGCUUUUGAAGACAGAGCAGUCGUACCUUUUCAACUUUGAAGGUGUUCUUCAUCUCGAUUCCAAUUCGAAUCAGUUCCUGAACCUAACUCUCUAUAAAGUCAGGGGUGUGAUCCAUGGGCAAGUCCAGGGCUUCAAUUCCACUCUAGCCAUUCAAAUUACGAUGGGAUCCGAACAUGUCGAAGUUUCGCACCAGCGGAUCAAAACUUCCGGGCUAAUUUGCCAUCGAGCUCAAGUUUCACUGUCUUUGCGUGCACGUGGUCAAACGGAUGGGGCAUUGCAGAAACACCUUCCGUGCGCUCAGACAGGUCUGAACGCUUUCGGUAAAACCCAACGAAGUUUGCAACUCAAAACCUAUGGACCAUUUGGAUUCGGUGGCACAAGUGGGAUUGGUUCAGAAGAAAUCAAUGACUGUGUCUUGUGUCUCGAGUUCUUGGGCGAUAUUUUCGCUUUUAGUUUUACCCAUUGGCAAUUGGCCUUGUUUUGUCUUGUUGUCAUUGUAAUGCUCUCGUCUGUGAUCGUAUGUUGUCUUCGAUGGUGCCUUUGUUGCUGUUGUUAAGGAAAUAAGGUUGUUGCUAUAAUUACA
Molecule: messenger RNA, 2199 nt
Organism: Tigriopus californicus
Lineage: Eukaryota; Metazoa; Arthropoda; Copepoda; Harpacticoida; Harpacticidae
Exons: 8
Coding region: 409-2172 (587 amino acids)
Biological process (GO): multicellular organism development; syncytium formation by cell-cell fusion
Cellular component (GO): extracellular region; cell-cell contact zone
Source: RefSeq, a predicted model, not a curated record